Messenger RNA from Hylaeus anthracinus, 9540 nucleotides. It is a transcript of the gene Mical, whose product is annotated as F-actin-monooxygenase MICAL3. The record is from RefSeq and is a predicted model, not a curated record. Gene Ontology annotation, molecular function: FAD binding; protein binding. The coding region runs from base 497 to 8593 and encodes 2698 amino acids. NCBI's taxonomy places the organism in Eukaryota, Metazoa, Arthropoda, Insecta, Hymenoptera, Colletidae. The transcript is spliced from 27 exons.
UUAGUCAUACAUAUCCGUAAAUUCAAGAUAAUUUAAUUUCCAUCGUGACCGUAAGAUGGCGCUAAAAACGCAAGAGCGUACCGCCAUCUUGCUGGAAAAUGGCGCGGCAUAUCAUGCAGGAUUUUCCAGCGGCUCCUGUGGUGGGGAGUGGGGGAAUCUCACUCGAACGCACUCGGCUACUCUCGGCAGUCGGCGGUCAGUCGGCGUUCAGUUGCGGUACGGGUAGAGUGGGCAGGUAGUUGUCGCGCAGUCGAAGGAGGCCAGUCAAAGCGAGCACGAGAUGCCAAUGGUGGGUGGGCAAUGAAUCGCGCGACGUUCCUCGGGUAGAAUGUGACCAGUGAUAAAUCGGCAUAAUGUGGUGCACAAUCGAACUGUAAACCGGGGUCUCGCGAACAGCGCGCGGUAAUGUGAGCUGUAAAAAGUAAAAGGCGACAAAGUGCAGUGACUCGACGUUUGAUUGGUCGUGCACGCAGAGCGGCCCUUCGCGCACACAUACAUGAUCAGGAACAUGGAUCAUCAACCGCCCGGUCGGAAGCAGGCGGUGAAUUCGCCGGAAGUGGCGAUAGCCAACGACGUGUUCGAUCAGUUCUGCAAUGCAAGCACGCUCAAGUCCAUUCUUGGACACUUCAGGCACCUUUGCGAGCUGCUGAAGAUCCGACCAAACUCGAUCAGCCAGUUUUAUCCGAAAUUGAAGGGAAAGCUGCGAUCGUGGAAGGCCCAAGCUCUGUGGAAGAAAUUCGAUCAGAGGGCGAAUCACAAGUGUUACAAUCGUGGGAAGGCAUGCCCCAACACAAGGGUAUUGAUCAUCGGAGGUGGUCCUUGUGGGCUUCGUUCGGCGAUAGAGGCACAACUGUUAGGAGCGAAAGUUGUCGUCGUGGAGAAAAGAGAUCGAAUGUCCAGAAACAACGUCCUCCACCUUUGGCCAUUUGUUAUCCAAGACCUUCGGGGGCUGGGAGCGAAGAAAUUCUUUGGGAAAUUCUGCGCCGGCUCCAUCGACCACAUCAGCAUCCGGCAGCUACAGUGUAUUUUGUUGAAAGUAGCUUUGAUCCUAGGCGUUGAGUUCCACGAGAAUUUAAGCUUCGAUACUUUGAUAGCACCGCCAGAGAAUCAGGAAGAAGGCAAAAUCGGAUGGAGAGCGAAAACAACGCCCGCGGAUCAUCCAGUCUCCCAAUACGAGUUCGACGUGUUGAUCGGGGCCGACGGUAAACGAAAUACCUUGGAGGGUUUCAAGCGCAAGGAGUUUCGAGGGAAGCUGGCCAUCGCUAUAACAGCGAAUUUUAUAAAUAAACGCACCGAGGCAGAGGCACGGGUGGAGGAAAUCAGCGGGGUGGCCUUUAUAUUCAAUCAAAAGUUCUUCAAAGAAUUGUACCACGAAACUGGCAUCGACCUCGAGAAUAUCGUGUAUUACAAAGACGAUACCCAUUAUUUUGUAAUGACUGCCAAGAAGCACAGUCUGAUCGACAAGGGUGUUAUACUGCAGGACCACGCAGACACUGCCAAGCUGCUAGCCAAAGAGAAUGUGGAUCGCGAGGCAUUGAUGCUUUACGCUCGGGAAGCAGCCGAAUUCUCCACGGAAUACCAGAUGAUGGAUAUGGAAUUCGCAGUGAAUCAUUACGGGCAACCGGAUGUGGCUAUGUUCGAUUUCACGUCUAUGUACGCGGCGGAGAAUGCUAGUCGGAUUUUGGAGCGUCGCGGUCAUAAAUUGCUUAUGACUCUGGUCGGCGACAGUCUCCUCGAGCCGUUUUGGCCGACGGGUUCCGGUUGCGCGAGAGGAUUUUUAAGCUCGAUGGAUGCCUGCUGGGCGAUCAAGCAAUGGGGCGCCUCCAUAUCGCCGUUAGAAGUAAUCGCAGAGCGAGAAUCGAUAUACAGAUUGCUCGGACAAACUACGCCUGAAAAUUUGAACAGAGAUUACGCCGCGUACACGUUGGAUCCUCACACCAGAUACCCAAAUCUGAAUGUAUCCUCUGUAACUCCAAUGCAAGUACGAAGUCUCCUCGAUACAGAUGAUCCCGACAGCAUCAAACAGCCUCCCAUGCAAUCUGACGUCGAUAUCCCUAAAAAACGUCGCCGACGCGAUCUCCGUGGCGAGUCUCAAGUCCAUCCAGACACGUUGCUUCGCUGGCUGCAAAGACAGGUCGCUCUUUACGAUUCGGUCCAAAUCGAGGACAUGGGUGCUUCCUUCAAAAACGGUCUAGCUAUCUGUGCGAUCAUACACAGAUAUCGUCCAGAUCUAAUUGAUUUUCACAGCUUGCAACCAAAGGAUAUAGCGACGAACAAUCAGAUGGCCUUCGAUUUACUCGAGAAAGAAUUGGGCAUUUCACCGAUAAUGACGGGAGAAGAGAUGGCCGAGUGCGAUGUUCCUGACAAGCUCGCCAUGUUUUCGUAUUUGACGCAAAUAUACGAGGUUUUCCGCGGCGAAAUCCCGUAUAUUAGACACUCAAAACUAGAACCCGAGAACGAAGAGAGACCUGCUCACAGUAAACAAUUGAGCCAAUUAACACCUGACCAAAAGGUUCAUUUACUCGAUCGUAUCGUCAGUAGGCAAGAGAGCGCAACGAGAACGAGACACUCGAGAUCGCGACAUAACGAAAAUUUAAAUCCCGCCGAUAAGAAGGGGGACACGAUUAGUCGACGAUCUCGAAAGAGACGCAGCACGGAGAAGAUGGGUGCAACAGUGGAGGAAAGGCAGAAGAGACUCAGCGAAAUAGAACAAAAUCGCGCAGAACGUAUGAGAAGGCGACAAUAUUUGCGAAAGAUGGCAACGCAGCAAUUCUACAAAAGUAUGCAGAUGCUGCAGGCGAAUGCGAAACGCGAGAAAGACGAGCCGUUCGAAGAUUAUUCGAUAUUCUUGUAUCGUCAAACAGCGGCGGAUUUCAAGGAUAGAGUGAAAUAUAUAGAACAGAAAAUAUUGCACCCAGAUAGAGAACCCAAGAUACAUGCUGGUCAUCGUAGAAACAGUAUAGAUGAAGAAUUCUCAGGAAGAAUAAAAAAUAUCGAGGAUAAAUUGAAGGGAUCUACUCCAUCCGAAAAGAAGCCCAAGGAUCUUCUACGUGCCAUUGGCAAAAUCGAGAAAAGCGAUUGGAACGUGAAGGAGAUCGAAAAGAAAAUCGAGGAGAAUAAAAUGGGUCGUUCCGUUCGACACGAAAAAGUAGAACGAGUCCCGAAAUGGAGUCGAGAGCAGAUGUGUAUAUGCUUCAUUCAGUUUUUAGCUCGACAAAUCAAGAUGGAGAAGAAGGGGCGUGAUCAGAAGGAUACAGAUAGUAAGUACGCUGAUAUUGACAAUACCCUGAAGAGUAUAGACAGGAAGAUCAAAGAGGGUAAUGUGCUCGGGUACAAUAAAGUCUCAGCUAUGGCUGAGCAGUUUUCGAAUAAAAGUCAAGACGCGGAGCCCAGGGUGCAGAAAUCGAAUAUUAAGCCAACGAUAACGUUGCCUACACAAGGAGGUGCGGAGGUGUGUCAUUUCUGCAAUAAGAGAGUUUAUUUGAUGGAAAGACUUAGUGCCGAAGGGAAAUUCUUCCAUCGAGGAUGUUUCCGUUGUGAAUAUUGCUCUACCUCGUUAAGAAUAGGAAACCAUACAUUCGAUCGGGAGAAAAAUGGAGGACGAUUCUAUUGCACGCAACACUUUGGCUUCUCGGGAACGAUAAAAGCUCGCGCAGAAAAGAAGAGACUUACCGUAUUAAAUAAAGAGAAUAUACCUAAUGCACCUGUAAACUUAAAAACACCUGAAAAGACAAAGAUACCUUUGGAGGGCGUUGUCGGACUUGAUUUGCUCGAUCGUGGUCAAACGCCUGAGAGAAUAGAAUUCGAAAACUUAGCUGGUAUAUCAGAUGCUGAGGAACCUCAAAGUCAAAUGGAUGAGGAUGAAUGGACGGACAGAAAUUUCGGUGCUUCCACUGCAGAAAUGGGCUCUAGUGACGACAUUUCGGACAUGAGUGAUUCAGACGACGAUAACGAAGUAUAUGAGGAAGCAAUAGAUCAACCACUGACAACUGAAGGAACUCUUGAACUUGCUAAAAAUUGGACGUUACGGUAUUCUCAUCCGCAUGCAGAAAUGGGCCAAUCCGACACAGGUAGCAACGAAUAUGAAGAUUCUAGCGAUGAAUAUACGAACGAAGAUGACGAGAGUACAACUGCUACGGAAGAUGAAGAGGAUAUACGUGCAAGAGAACUGAGGAAGCAAGAAGUUUGGCUGAAGCAUCCUACUCGCAGUUCCAGUACGGACACUGGUUCAGAAACGGAGGUUGCCUCUAACGAUGCUACAUCAGAGGAAAGCGAGGAGAAUUCUGCCACGGAAAUAUCAACAGACUCCGAAUUCGAGCACGAUGGCGCGACUCCCACUCAGCACGAGAUACCAGAAAUCACAAUCAACGAUUCGUUUGUCCGCAAGACCAGGGGAAAUUACGCUGAACCUAAGAGAGUUCAAGUGAAGAGCAAAGUUAUAUUACCGUCCAAUGGCAACCUGAAGCAAGAAAAAGUCACAGAUGCAAAGUCACAGUUGAAGAAAACUGUUCACGCUAUUAAUCCUUCCCACCCAGAAAAGGAAGGGAACACAAAUUUACCAGGGUCCAAUCAUAUACACCGAGCACCACUGAUAAAUCCUCGUAAAGGUGAUUAUUUAUUGAAUCGAACCCACUCAACGGAAGGCAUCGCUUCCAAGUUAUCCUUGGAACUGAAGAAGAAGUAUUUACUCGGUGGCACAGCAUUCGGUGGUUCCGUUAUGAAAUCUGGAUCGGCGUCGAACGUGGACACUCAGCUACGAAACCUGACCGACGCCAUUUCUCAGCAUCAAAAGCUCUUGAACCCAGCCCCAGAACCAAGUCCUACGAUGCAAGCGUUCUUGCAAGGCACUAGUAAACUGCGAUCGAACAAUACUCAACUUUCACCCAUAUCACCUACAACUCUCUUCUCCUCGUCUCCGAUACGACCAUACACCGCCAACCGUUCCCCUCAAAAUUUACUAAAUAACGACAAUCCUAUCUACAAAGCCACGAUUUUGAAUGAUGUAUCAAAGACCCAGUUGCCAGACUUGGUAAAGGAAUCGAGUAUUCUGAAGUCAAAAACUGCCCCUAACAUUGUCUGCACCGAGUCUAAGAGCGUGGCAGACAAAGAGACAAAGAAGGUACAAGUAACGUCUAGUCAAAUUAAAAAUACCGAGAUACUGGAGAAUGCGAAAAACUCCCAAAAUGUAGAGAAUAAUUUCACAGGACACAUGGAGGAGACCAACGGUUUCAGGCCACGGAGUCCGUUACACGAGACCUCCAUCAUAGUGCCUCAAGUGGAUUGGAGUAAGAAUAAGGAGGAGACGAAGGAGACAGCCAGUAGCGGGGACUCGGAGAUAGACAGUGAUUCUUUGUCUUCCAGCGAUGGUGAAGCGGAACAAGGAGUUCAGGCUCAGAAAUUGGUUGCUAUGAACUUGUCCCCGCCUCGAUUGCAAAUUCAUAGUACAGAGGGACACCUUUUAUUAGACGAGGAAGCAGAUAAAUGCAGGGACUUCGACGACGGUCAAUCGUUUGAACCCGACUCCAUAGAGUGUUCACUCCUGCGGGACAAAGAGUUGAACAAUAAGGCAAAGUUAACAACACUGGAUCCAAUUCCCUGCGCGAACGAAACGUCGGUGGAACUGGAAAUAGUGAAGAACGAAAUCGAGCAGCUGGAAUUGCAGGACGACGGCAAGAAAAGCGUUAGCAAUUGCAGUAGCCCCACGUCGGUAGCUUCUGCUAUAUCCAACAAGCAUGACGAUUCCGAGGAAAACGAUCUCACCACGGCGGCGCUCACUGAAACCGAAUUCUCAGAAUGGGCUCGCGAUGGCGAGGUUCUAGUUUCAGACGAUCUGCGAGAUGUUGAAUUUAACAUUAAUCCAGAGUUCAUCACGAGAAGGAAGACUACGUCUGACUCCACGAGAUUAGGCUACGGUCCCAUAACAAUAGCCAAAGAAGAAGAUUUGACGGAUCAGGACUUGGAUUCUAUUAAAUUCGAUAAGAAGUCAGCCAUCCUUGCUAAUGAUACCUCGAAACUUCUAGCUAACGGUGAAAACAUAGAUUUCAUGGACACUGAUAACGAUUCGUUAUUGGAUGAUAGCCUGCAAGACGCUUCUAAUAUGGCGAUGCUCAAGAACAGAGGAUACGUCGAAUUUGUGAAUAUUAAAAGCUCUUCGACGCCUGCUGGUUCCCGGGAAAAAUUAUUCGCCGAUGCUCCUAUAGCGAAAUUGGACCUAGAGAAUGAUUCGUGCUCGGAAGAAGAUGUGUAUAAUAAUAGAAAUGUGAUAGAAAUAAAUCCAAUUACGAUGGACGACGUGAGGAAUAGGUUGAACGGUGCUGUGAAGAAAGCAGAAAUAGAAGAAAAUACAGAUGCAAAGUUGAAUAGCAGACAAGAUCAACCCAUCGUUGAAGCAGUGAACAAGGAACUGUUUCAAUCGAUGGAAGAGGAUAGUUUAUUGAUCGUCGAGCCAGCCGAAGAUACCACAACUAGCGAAGUAAUCACAAUUCUGGCCAGCCCUGUCAAUCCACAAGUUUCUAUAGUUCCAGCUCUAACGCAAGGCCCCAGUCAGGAGGAACAGACGAAAACGGUGGCAGACUCCAGCAAUCCGGAUUACUUGGAGUACGUGAAACGUCUACAAUCCCGAAUCGCCGAAUUUAGUAACGCUAAAGAUUCUAUAGACGUGAGAAAGUCGAAGAGAAAGAAUUCGAAGACUUCUUUGCAGUCCCGCACCGCUGAGAUGAUAGCAGAGGAAAUCAAGAGUCAAGAAAUAGCGGUGAACAAUAGUUUUAACUCUCCAGUUACCUCGAGGAAACUGGAAGAAAUUACAAGGGAGAGGUCCAAGCAGAAGAAUGUAAUACAAGAUUUACUGAUGGACAAACUAGAGGCUCACAAACAAAAAUCCGCGGAGAAGAAGGCAAGAAGAGCUGCCAGAGCUUCAUCUUUUAACUCGACACCCGUUUUGUCACCGAUAAGACCACUAAUACCUAACGCUUCGCCUGUGAACAAAUUUGUGCCCACGUCCAUAGUAACACCAACGAACAGUCCACUGCGAACCACAUUUGCUGAGUCUAAAAAUUCUCUGGUGAUGGAAAGGUCUCAAGAGCCUCAGCAAUUCUCUUGGAAGUCUGAAACUGAAAGGACAGAAAACGACGAAAAGGGCAGAAAUGAGGUUCAACCCUCUGAGAGUGUCACAUCAGUUCAAGCAAACAACGAAGCAGAAAACUUCUUCAAAACACCAGUUGCUCCUCCUAGGUUGAAGCACGAGGAGGCGAAGAGAACAGCAGAAAAGGCAAGGCAAGAUGCUAGAGAAAGAGCUAGAUUGAUGAGCGACGAGGACUUGGGUCUCAGUCCCGAGGACAAGAUCAAGGAAUUGAGAAUGAAAGUGGCCAGAAGACAACUGUCGAUGGAUGAUAAAAAAAGUAAAGAGGAAGCGGAACCUGAACCUAGAGCAAGAUUUUAUAGUACUGGAGCAAGCAAAACUGGAUUAAAGCUCCAGACAAGCAAGAGUACAGACAAUAUGAAGGCUGUAGUAGAAGCAAUAAAUUUUGAAGGUUUAUCUGCUACCAAUGCGAAGUCGAUGGACGAGCUGUUGCAUGCUAGUUCAUCUCCAAAAGCGAAUAACGCCACUACCGUCGUGAAAAGAGACAAAAAGCAAAAGCCGAAGGAUCCUGAAAGAAGAAAGAGUAUCAUUCAGGCAGUGUCGGAUUUCUUUUUCAAGAAAGACUCCUCGCCAUCGCCGUCCAAUCAGAAAGACAAAUUGUCUAUGUUCCGUCUGACAUCUAAAUCGAAAGGCAAAUUAUGUAAAUCAUAUUCGGAAGGGUCAGAUCUUGAUAAGGUCGUACCAGCGAAAACUACUACAAGACCUAAAAGUGUUUGCGAAGGUAUGCUCGCUAGAAAUUUCCUAAACGAACAUCCGCCACCAAUUCCACCACCCCCACUUAACUACACUAUAUGUGCUACACAAGUAUCAGAUGAUAGUUUAUCAGAAGAUGACACGAAGACAACAGCAGUGACGACAUCAUGUAUGCAAAAAGCCACAAUCACAGAAGGAUCGUGCAAUAGUAUUUCUCGUAAAUCAAAAACUACAAAACGAAUAGCUAGACAAGCACAAUUAAAAAGGUUACGUAUGGCUCAAGAAAUACAAAGAAAAUUAGAAGAAACGGAAGUUAAGCAAAGAGAAUUAGAAAGUAGAGGUGUCAGCGUUGAAAAAGCUCUUCGUGGAGAAGGAGAAUGUUCCGAUCGAGAAGAAGCGGAUUUACUCAGGGAAUGGUUUGAUCUGAUGAAGGAACGAACGGAAUUGCGUAGAUAUGAAAAAGAACUUUUAGUACGAGCUCAAGAGGUUCAGCUUGAAGAUCGUCAUGAAAGAUUACAACAAGAAUUACGGGAACGUUUAGCUGACGAUGAUAAUAAAAAGACCAGUGCUGAUGUAAAAAAGGAAGGGGAAAUUUUGACAGAAAUGUUGGAAAUCGUCGCGAAGCGGGAUUCGCUCAUCGCCCUUUUAGAAGAAGAGCGACAAAGGUAUCAAGAUGAAGAUCGCGACCUUGAAGCUCAAAUGUUGGCUAAAGGCCUCAGAUUAACGCCAAUAAAAAAAUGUGGUCCUAAGUAUUCGAUUUAAUAGGAAUCACAUUAUUAUUGUACAUAUACUCCAUUCUAUAUUUUCAUUAAUGAAUUUUAACAAACAUUCAAAUUAAUGAUACUGUAAAUAAGGAGCAAAUAGUAACUUAUACAGAAUGAAGAUUAACUUACAUGUAAGUUUCAUGCAUAAUGAAAUACAUAUUGUAUUAUAAGUCUCUCAUUGCAUAAAAAUGAGUCGCGCAUAUUAAUUUUAAAAUCAUGGACCAAACAUUUUAUUUUAAAUUUUUAACUUCAUGUAAUCGCCUAGUGCGAAUUUUUGAUUCCGAGUCGUACACGUCGUGUAUGUUUCUGAAAGUCUUUGUUCAUUUACAGUAUACAUUUUUUUAUGUAUAAUAUCGAGCAUUUAUAAAUUGCCCGAGCACGUGGAAUUGUAUUAUAAAUGAACUUCGAUCCUUUUCGCUUAAAGCUUAAGGUAAGAUUAACUCAUGAGUAACAAUAUGAUUAUUAAUAUUUAUAUGAUCAUAAUGAAAAUUAUUGCACAUAUAUUGUGCAUACCUGUACAGAAACACAAUGUGACAUAUGGAUUUGAAAAAAAUUUUGUGAAUACAUAUAUAUUUUGUCACUGCGAGAUCAUAGUUACAAAAUAAUUUAUCACACUGAAGAACAUUCUGCCUUUUCAUGUGAAUCAAUCAAAAUGUAAUCAUUAUACAUACAUAAACACAAUUAUUACAGACACAAAAUGUUGUAUUUUGCAAUGUAAUAGAGUAACUAAAGAAGAAGUGAUAUAGUAAAUAUCUUUUGCAUAUAUACACGAACAACAUGUAUAUUCUAUAAUUCAAUAAGAUGUACAAAACUAUAUUUUUGUUCACAAAGAGACUGGUGAAGAGGAUGUACGAAAAAUUAUAAGAUACUAAUAAGCCACAAAUGUGUAAAGUUUUGUAUGAAAUGUAACCAGAAUUGGAAAAUGAACCUAUAUUUACAAUCAGA